This is a messenger RNA of Meyerozyma guilliermondii ATCC 6260, 846 nucleotides long. RefSeq names its product mitochondrial 54S ribosomal protein uL22m. Gene Ontology annotation, biological process: translation; ribosome assembly. Gene Ontology annotation, cellular component: ribosome; mitochondrial large ribosomal subunit. The record is from RefSeq and is a predicted model, not a curated record. Bases 1 to 846 code for a protein of 281 amino acids. Lineage: Eukaryota; Fungi; Ascomycota; Pichiomycetes; Serinales; Debaryomycetaceae. Gene Ontology annotation, molecular function: structural constituent of ribosome. The transcript has a single exon.
AUGAUUCGAACCUUUUUAGGUGCAUCAAAAGUGCCCGUCCGAGCACAACUUCGGCCCUUCUUUCGACUUUUCUCACAUAACCCCGCCACCAGAAACGAAUGGUUUGGUGAUUUGACCAAAAAAACUACCCCGGAACUUCCCAAAUCCGAGGAAAAUUCCGACGAGGUUGUCUCCAAUCCGGCCCCAAAAGAUGACACCCAGCUCCAGGAAUACUACAUGAAACAAGCACGCGAGCAACAGAUACGGAGCGACAAGUAUAUUUCGCCAUUGAAACGCCGACUCUUUGACUUGAACGUGGCGCAAAAUGGCUUCUUCAAAAACAAUACCGUGGUGACAGACCCAGACACCAGCAAGUCCUAUAAGGUAUCAUUAACAGAACAAGAAAUCGAGAUUUUGGAGCCUUCGAUCUACCUCCAGUCGUACCGUAUCAAGCUGUCGAUGAAAAAGGCCACCGUGGUCAAUCGGUUUGUCAGAGGAUUUACGGUUAAACAUGCCAUUGCGCAGCUUCAUUUUAACCCAAAAAAGAUGGCUACCGAAUUGGAAAAAUUCCUUAAAACCGGCUUGGAACAAGCCCACAAGCUCGGCUACAACGAGGACGGCUUGUAUAUCCACGCAUUGUGGACCGGCUCCGAUGGCGAGUGGAGAAAACGACUCGAUGCCAAAGGUCGAGGCCGCACCGGUAUUAUCGAACAUCCAUACAUCCAUCUCAAAGCGGUUUUGAAGACUGACCAAACCACGAAGCGCCGUCAAUGGGAACAGGCUCAGGCGCAGCGCGCGGCGAAACCACGGAUGUUCUUGAACAAUGAGCCGCUCAACUUUAAGGUGCGUGGCCACUACAAGUGGUAG